This is a messenger RNA of Closterium sp. Naga37s-1, 603 nucleotides long. NCBI's taxonomy places the organism in Eukaryota, Viridiplantae, Streptophyta, Zygnematophyceae, Desmidiales, Closteriaceae. The record is from the annotation of a GenBank genome assembly.
AUGUCGACGUCCCUUGGAAUUAGUGCCACGUCAGCGCCACCCACGCCCGCGUCAGCAGCUGACGUGGCGACGCAGCAGCGGCUGCUCGAGCUGGCAGGGGCGACGAUUCAGAGGAAUGCGCAGAGCGAGGGAGAGGCAUGCCGUGCCGUGCUGCAUGCCCCACUCCAUGCCACUCACCCUCUCCUCCCCUCUUUCUCCUCCGUUUCUCACCCGCUUUCGCCCCGUUUUCGCCCUGCUCUCCCCUCCUCCCCCUCCUCCCCUAUCCCCCUCUCUCUCCUCCUCCAAAUAUUCGGACCUUUUUCAGGUGUUUUUCACAGCGGCGGACGGGCAGACGCAGGUGGGCAUCAAGGUGCUCCAGGGGGGGAGGGAGAUGGCGGCAGGCAACAAGCUGCUGGGGCAGUUCGACCUCGUCGGCAUCCCCCCCGCGCCCAGAGGCAUGCCGUGCCGUGCUGCAUGCCCCACCACUCCAUGUCACUCACCCUCUCCUCCCCGCUUUCUCCUCCGUUUCUCAUCCCGCUUUCGCCCCGAUUUCGCCCUGCGCUCCCCUCCUCCCCCUCCUCCCCUCUCCCCUUGUCUCUCUUCCAAAACUUCAAACCUUUUUAG